AGGGGCCGGGCCACUCCCAUCGGCCCUACCCAUCCCUUGCCGCCUGGCGCUCGACCACUGUGGGCCGUCGGUGGGAGCCUGGAAGGAGACUGUGGGACAAGCACCCCCCGCCCCUUUCUCCACUCGCGGGACCUAACAAGACCUGGGUGGAGGAAAGAAGCGAAGACCCCGGAGCUGGGAGGAGCAAGAACCCUGACCCUUCCCCAUCUGCAUCUAGCCAAUAGGAACCCAGCCACCAUGGCGGAGCUGCAGGAGGUGCAUAUCACAGAGGAGAAGCCGCUGUUGCCAGGACAGACACCUGAGGCAGUCAAGGAGGCUGAGUUAGCUGCCCGAAUCCUCUUGGACCAGGGACAGACUCACUCUGUGGAGACACCUUAUGGCUCUGUCAGUUUUACUGUCUAUGGCACCCCCAAACCCAAACGCCCAGUGAUACUCACCUACCAUGAUGUGGGACUCAACUAUAAGACUUGCUUCCAGCCGCUGUUUCAAUUUGGGGAUAUGCAGGAAAUCAUUCAGAACUUCAUGCGGGUUCAUGUGGAUGCCCCUGGAAUGGAAGAAGGGGCUUCUGUGUUCCCUUUGGGGUAUCAGUACCCGUCUCUGGACCAGCUUGCAGACAUGAUCCCCUGCAUCCUGCAGUACUUAAAUUUCUCCACCAUAAUUGGAGUUGGUGUUGGAGCUGGAGCCUACAUCUUGUCACGAUAUUCUCUUACCCACCCAGACACAGUAGAGGGCCUGGUUCUCAUCAACAUUGAUCCCAACGCCAAGGGUUGGAUGGAUUGGGCAGCCCAUAAGCUAACUAGCCUCACCUCUUCCAUUCCGGAGAUGAUUCUUGGACAUCUUUUUAGCCAGGAAGAGCUGUCUAGAAAUUCUGAGUUGGUACAAAAGUAUAGAAAUACCAUUACACAUGCACCCAACUUGGAGAACAUUGAACUGUAUUGGAACAGCUACAACAACCGCCGAGACCUGAACCUUGAGCGCGGAGGUGAUACCACCCUCAAGUGUCCUGUGAUGCUGGUGGUAGGAGACCAAGCACCCCAUGAAGAUGCUGUGGUGGAAUGUAACUCAAAACUGGACCCCACCCAGACCUCUUUCCUCAAGAUGGCUGACUCUGGAGGUCAGCCACAGCUGACUCAGCCAGGCAAGCUGACGGAGGCCUUCAAGUACUUCCUGCAAGGCAUGGGCUACAUGGCCUCUUCUUGCAUGACUCGCCUGUCCCGGUCUCGCACAGCUUCUCUGACCAGUGCAGCAUCCAUUGACGGCAACCGCUCCCGUGCUCGCACCCUGUCCCAGAGCAGCGAGUCUGGGACUCUCCCUUCAGGGCCCCCUGGGCACACCAUGGAGGUCUCCUGUUGAAUGACCUCUUGCUGCCCUGUUGUAGGACCCAGCCCUCACCUCCCCCAGCACUAACCUGGGAGGUGCAUCAGGGCAUUGGGCGAGAGUGAUCAAGGGAAGAUGGGCAGACUAUGCAGGGGAACGUCCUUGAUCUUUGCUACCCUAACCUUGACCUCUAAUCUGUGAUUCCCCUCAGCCUGGGAAAGAUGCCCUAAUAUCUCUUAGGGAUCCAGGCUCCUCUAUUAUCCUCCCCUAUCCUCCAUUUUGGUGUAAGGUAGAGAGGGCAUGUAUCCCUUCUCUCUGUUCUAGAUGUCCUUAGAUGAGGGAUAAGAGGUUGCUGUAAUUGUCUGGAUGCCUCCAUUGGACUUUUCCUACUUAUCUCCUUGCAAGGAGAAGGGACUUGGGGCUGGAGCUCCAUUCACCAAAGCUGAUUUGGUUUCUCAUUAACCCUUUAGAUCUCUGAAGGGUAUGGGCCUGAAUAAUGAAUGUGUAUCAGGGGGAGGCUUGCUGGUUGGUUAGUGGCCCACAGGAUGUGAUAGGGAUAUCCAGUGUGCAGCAAGAAAGUUGGAAUGGGAAGUGGUGGGCAAUGAAUGUGUAUGGAGGAAGAUUGGAGCUGGGGCUAUGGGAAGGGGCCUGAGGCCAUUUGGUUGCACUAACUUCAGUAGUUGUUAGUGUGUGUCUAGAGUGGGAAGGGGGAGGGAGCUGAGCUUUGGCGGGGCUGCUUGGGGCUUGGCUUAGGGGUGGGAAGGGCUCCCCUGGGGCUAUGAUCAUACUGUGUUAUGUGUGGAAGGUGCCUUCCUGUCUUCCACAACUCC
Messenger RNA from Choloepus didactylus (southern two-toed sloth), 2147 nucleotides. It is a transcript of the gene NDRG2, whose product is annotated as NDRG family member 2. Gene Ontology annotation, biological process: signal transduction. NCBI's taxonomy places the organism in Eukaryota, Metazoa, Chordata, Mammalia, Pilosa, Megalonychidae. Bases 238 to 1353 code for a protein of 371 amino acids. Gene Ontology annotation, cellular component: cytoplasm. The transcript has 17 exons. The record is from RefSeq and is a predicted model, not a curated record.